This is a messenger RNA of Aphanomyces astaci, 1020 nucleotides long. RefSeq lists its product as hypothetical. NCBI's taxonomy places the organism in Eukaryota, Oomycota, Saprolegniomycetes, Saprolegniales, Verrucalvaceae. The transcript has a single exon. Bases 1 to 1020 code for a protein of 339 amino acids. The record is from RefSeq and is a predicted model, not a curated record.
AUGAAGUACAUGGAAUGCCCUUACGAAGACGAGCUGGUGUUCAUGGCUGCCGUGAUGGUGAAUGGAGUGGAGCCGGAGUUGAAGCCACUGUACGAGGCGUCACUUGUCCGUGAACGAAUCCGAACGCGUGGCCCCUUCCUGCGGGUUGUGUUGCCUACGAACGCGGGUGUUUUGAAGGCCGACGACAAGGCGGGACUUAUUGAAUUGGGUGAGUUGACCUUGGAGAAACUCCAAAAAGCAUGGUUCAUCGUCGAGAAGAAAACGGUUGGUAUGAUGGAGAUCAGUCAUCGCAUCCUCCGCAUUUCGCCCGAGUUGGACGGCGUGUUUGAUUCGUAUACGCUGAAGCCGGCGAACGAGCUGGUAGUGGAAACACUGCGUAACCUGCUGUUCCAGAUUGAUGUGCAGCAACUCAAGAGGCAACUCAUCGCGUACAUUGCAAAUCCUGGCGAUCCCUCGGUGAGUCUCGCUGUCAAGGGGUCGAUGUCCAUUACCCUCGAAACGUUUUUCGUCAAGUACGCCGCCGCGCACGACAUCGAGCGGCGUUGGGAGGGUUGGGAAGUGGCCACGGCGAAGUUCUCUGCCAAUCCAAACGACGACCCAAACUGGGUGCCGCAAUGGGAGGCCUUCUCGUUGAACGUGAACCAUAUCAACCGGGCCAAGAAACCAACGUAUGCCGACUUUGUGGCUGCCCCCACGUCGAUCUUUUACAUGAACGACCCUGGGUAUCCGUUUGUGGACUGUUUUUGGUACGAUGACAACAUGAAGGCUGUGCACGCAGGACAAGUAACCAUGUCGCAGAAUGGUCACCCGAAAGGCGUCGGGACAUUCAACACCAUGAAGAAGAACAUUGGUAUUCCAGAUGGAGUCAAGCUGGUAAUCAACUACAUCACCUUGCCGUUCCAGGCCGACGGAUAUGCGAAUGGACCCCGAAGCUACUUCUUCUCGAACGUUCACGACGGGGGCAUUACCGCAAUCCAGCAAACCGUCGAGUUCCGCGUCAUCAAAAUGUCGCUUAGUUAA